Molecule: messenger RNA, 2163 nt
Organism: Eimeria maxima
Lineage: Eukaryota; Apicomplexa; Conoidasida; Eucoccidiorida; Eimeriidae
Exons: 2
Coding region: 1-2163 (720 amino acids)
Source: RefSeq, a predicted model, not a curated record
AUGGAAGCCAGCAGCUCCAAUGCAACUCUUAAUUUAACUCACACAGAACUUGAUACGGAAGAAAGGGAGGAAGGCUCCGCAGCAGCAAACGUAGAAGCGAGACCUCUUCUUGCUGGCGUUGCUUCUGCAGGAGAGUUCUCAGCCGCCGGUCUAGAGCACUUGGAAAAUGAGCAGCGAGCAGCAACAGCAGCUGCUGAAGAGAAUGAAUUGGGGGAAGUAGCAGAAGGAACAGAUUCUGCUUCUGGUGCUGCUGUUCCUUCUGCAGAGUACGGUGUAGAUGGGGAGAGAGGGGUUCCACCAGAAGCUGGUGGGGCUGCUGCUGCUGCUGUAGCAGGAGCUUGUACAGCAGAUGCUGACGCUUCAGGACUGCCUACAACUGCCGAUGCUGGAUUUACUGCUUCAGCAGCAGCUGCUGCAACGGAAGCAGCAGCAACGGCGGCAGCACAUGCGGCGGCAGGAGCAGCAGCCAAAGUAGCAUCAGAAGCGACAGGACUACCAUUGGCAGAAACAGAGGCAGCAGUUGAUCGGACAACGGUGGCGGCAACAGUUGAAGCAGAGCACGCAGGAGCAGAAUUAGAGAAAGCGGCGGCCCCUGAGGAAGUGAUUGCAGAAACAGCAGCAGUAACAGCACAAGCAACAGCACAAGCAACGGCACAAGCAACGGCACAAGCAACAGCACAAGCGACAGCAGAGGCAGCAGCGCAAGCGACAGCAGAGGCAGCAGCGCAAGCGACAGCAGAAACAGCGGCACACGCGACAGCAGAAGCAGCAGCACAAGCGACAGCAGAGGCAGCAGCACAAGCUACAGCAGAAGCAGCAGCAGAAGCUGCAGCGGUACAAGCGAUAGAAGCAACAGGAGCCGAAGCAGAAGCGUUAGCCACAGAAAAUCAUGCCACCAGAUAUGCAACAAGCUCAGAAGUAAAAGCAGCACCAGCUAUUGCUACUACUACCGCAGCUGAAUGGCACGAGUCAGGUUUACCAGCCGAGGGUGCGGCUGGUGUUGAUACUGUCACUGCUGUUGCAGCUGCUUCUGCUGCUUCUGCUGUUGCAGCUGCUGCGUUGGGCCAAGCACCAAGCGAAGCAGAAACAGCAGCAGCAGCAGCAGCAGACGGUGCAGGCGCAGAGAUGGAAAUUCAAACACAUACGGGGGAUGAGAAGGAACAGCAGCAGCAGCCAGUGCAGCAGCAAAUCCAGCAGCAGCACUCCCUUGAUGCACAGAAGCAAAUGGCACCGAUGAAAGUGCUUCAAGAAAACGAGACCCAACAGCAACACCAGCAGGAGCAACAGCAGGAGCAGCACCACCAGCAGACAGGCGAGGAGAAGCAACUCCAGCAGCGCCAUACAGAACAUCUGCAUUACUUGCCACAGCAGCAACAGUUACAUGAGCAUGAGCAGCAUGAGCAACAACGGCAGCAUCAGCAGCAGCAGCAGCAUGAAGAAACAUUUUCUUCAGGAGACGAAACCAUUGACAUUUCUCGGGUCGAAGCUCAGUUGAAAGAAAAACAGAAAAAACAGCAAAAGGAUUACAGCAAACUCUGGAGAAUUUUCGGGAGGCAAACAGACGCAGGUAGCUACUGCUUCUACUGCCUGCUGGUGGUGCUGCAUUUUCAUUUUGCGUUGGAAAGCACUGCUGCCGCUGCUGCUUCAUUUCAGCCUCAUACGAAGGGCCGCAACGGAGGAGCGACGCCUCUGUUGCUGCUGCCUCAAGAUUCCGUAGGAGCAGCAGAAGCAGCAGCCGCCGAAGCGCGGAGGGCCAAGGGGAAGGCAAGCUUCAGGCAGCGGCUUGUGAAUGUGCCGGUUGUGGGGCGGAAGCCUCGUGCUGCAGCAGAAGCAGCAGGAACAGCAACACCACACAACAGCAACAGUAAUUCUGGUGGUACUGCUUCUACUAGCAGCAGCGUUCGAAGGCGGCCUUUGCGCAAGACCCUACAACAGAUAAUAGAAGAGACGCGGCGCACCGAGACAGUUGCUCAGCAAGAGCGGUUGCAGCAGCAGCUGCGGCGGCAGCUGAUGCUGCAGCACAGCGAAAGCCUUGACAGGGAGCAGCAAAAGGAUGAGUUAUCUCGUUCUUUCCAGCUAGCGGAGUGUUCUGCUUUGCCGCCUAAGGCUAGGCUUCCAUCUCUUACUUCUUUGGAGAAAAAACAACUCCUCUUCUUGUCGUAA